This is a messenger RNA of Aureobasidium pullulans EXF-150, 1563 nucleotides long. RefSeq names its product Galactokinase. Gene Ontology annotation, cellular component: cytoplasm; cytosol. Gene Ontology annotation, molecular function: galactokinase activity; ATP binding. NCBI's taxonomy places the organism in Eukaryota, Fungi, Ascomycota, Dothideomycetes, Dothideales, Saccotheciaceae. The coding region runs from base 1 to 1563 and encodes 520 amino acids. The transcript has a single exon. The record is from RefSeq and is a predicted model, not a curated record. Gene Ontology annotation, biological process: carbohydrate phosphorylation; galactose metabolic process.
AUGGCAGGAAACGUGCCCGUCACACAGUCGCUCGACGACAUCUACCCUCAGGACGCCCUCGACAUCCAGCGCAAGAGAUGGAGCAAGCUGCUGUCAUCGUUCAAGGACGCCUAUGGCCGCCCCGCCGAGUUCGUGUCACGCAGCCCCGGUCGCGUCAACCUGAUCGGUGAACACAUCGACUACUCGCUGUACGAGGUCAUCCCCAUGGCCGUGACAGCCGAUGUCUUGCUCGCCGUCGCCGUCUCUCCCGCCAAUGGCACUCCCACCGUCCGCAUUGCCAACGUUCAGUCUGACAAGUUCGCUACCCGCUCCUUCACCCUUGCCCAAGACGGAGGCGUCGACAUUGACGCAAAGUCGCAUGAGUGGACCAACUACUUCAAGUCGGGCCUGCGCGGUGCUACUGAGCUGCUCAAGAAACACGCCGUCAAGGGCAUUGGCCAACUGAACAUCGACAUCCUGGCCGACGGUACCGUCCCUGCCGGAGGCGGUCUGUCUAGCAGUGCCGCCUUUGUCUGCGCCAGUGCUUUGGCUGUCAUGAGAGCCCACGGCCAAGAGACGGUCGACAAGAAAGAGCUGGUCGAGCUGGCUGUUGUUUCCGAGAGAGCCGUCGGUGUCAACUCCGGUGGUAUGGACCAGGCUGCCUCGGUCUUCUCCCAGAGAGGCUCUGCCCUCUAUGUCGGUUUCCAGCCCGAGCUCUCUGCUCGCACCAUCGAGUUCCCUCAGACCCACACCCCUUUGACCUUUGUCAUUGCUCAAUCCUUUGUUGCUGCCGACAAGCACGUCACCGCCCCCGUCUGCUACAACCUCCGUGUUGUCGAAUGCACUCUGGCUGCUCGCGUCCUGGCCAACAUCUGUGGCCUGAAGGACCUCCCAGAUGACUCCUCUCCUCUGGGUUUCAGUCUGCGCUCUUUCCACGACAGCUACUUCAAGAAAAAGGGUGCUGUCGGAGAUGAUGUCAAGGACUUCCGUUCUCAGCUCGAUCAGCUCGUGCACAUUGUCGACAACUACCUGCCUCAAGAAGAAGGUUACACUCGCCAACAAAUUUCGGAGCUCAUUGGUACCUCUGUCGACGAGCUGGAGAAGAGAUACAUGACCAAGUUCCCUGUACGCGCAGACACCUUCAAGCUUAGACAAAGAGCUAUGCACGUCUUUGGUGAGGCUGUGCGUGUCCUCAAGUUCAUGGACCUGCUUCAGUCGCCUACCCCAUCCAACGAGCAGGAGAGCGAGGAGCUUCUGAAGGGUCUAGGUGGUCUCUUGAACGACACACAGGAAUCAUGCCGCGACGUCUACGAGUGCUCAUGUCCCGAGCUCGAUGAGUUGUGUAAGCUCGCUCGUUCGGCUGGCGCAUACGGCAGCAGAUUGACUGGUGCUGGAUGGGGUGGCUGCAGUGUGCAUCUUGUGCCCCAGGCCAAGGUCGAGGCCGUCAAGAAGGCAUGGGAAGAAAAGUACUACAAGAAGCAUUUUCCCGACAUGGAUGCUGAAAAACUGCAAGAUGCCAUUGUCGUCAGCAAGCCCGGCAGUGGAAGCACUCUCUUCCAGGUCGCCGGCAGGGAGAGUCUGUAG